Messenger RNA from Drosophila mojavensis, 2147 nucleotides. Its product is annotated as myeloid zinc finger 1. The transcript has 3 exons. The coding region runs from base 128 to 1954 and encodes 608 amino acids. Gene Ontology annotation, molecular function: RNA polymerase II cis-regulatory region sequence-specific DNA binding; DNA-binding transcription factor activity, RNA polymerase II-specific. Gene Ontology annotation, biological process: regulation of transcription by RNA polymerase II. The record is from RefSeq and is a predicted model, not a curated record. Gene Ontology annotation, cellular component: nucleus. NCBI's taxonomy places the organism in Eukaryota, Metazoa, Arthropoda, Insecta, Diptera, Drosophilidae.
UCGGCCUCGGCUAACAACGCGAAACAGCCACGGCAAAAAAAGCAGCGCCAGUCACAAAUUACUUUUCCCCCUUUUGAAUUUUUUUGUUUGGUCGUUUUUUUUUUCGCAAAUUGUUUACGGAUUGUUAAUGUAUUGCGGCAAGGGCAUGGAGCUUGCGUCCGCUAGCUGCGCUGACUGCUGCAGCGACUGCGCCAGCGCAGCGCCCACUUGUUGCGCAGCUACCGGCUGUUGUGAUGCUGCUUGCUGCGACACCGAUUGCCAGCUGCUGCCACCAGAUCCUGUGAACUACGAAUACCAUGAGCCGGAAGAGAACUUUGUGUCCAUCGACGAUGCCAAGAUUAAGAGCCUGCUAUUUCAAAUCGGCCAGCAGCAACAAGAACUGCGACGCCAGCAGCUAGAGCAAAAGCAGCAGACGGAGCAACAGCCGCAGCCGAAGCCGAAGCCGCAGCCGCGGCCGCAGCAGCAGCAACAAAUUAUCGAGCUGCUAGACGAUGAUGAGGGGAGUGUGGGGCCGCCGCCGCUGAUGUUGAUUAGCACAGCCCGUAGCUUGAAACCUGAGAAACGCCCGAUGACGGAUAAGCAACGGCUGGCAAAGAAACUGAAGCAACGCCAUCAUCGCAUCGUGGCCAGGAUUGAGCUUAGCGACAGCGAAAGUGAAAAUGGAGAUGCGGAGCAGACGGCUAAGGAGACAAAUGCUGAAGAUUUGCCAGCCGCGAGUGUCACCUGUGAGCUGGAGGAGCCAGCAGUCCAGGUCAUUGAACUGCCUUCGGAUGACGAAGAGAAACAACCCAUGAAAUCAGCUAACCGCAAGCGCUCGCCGAGACCGUACAUAAAGCGACGCGGUCGACACUUCUACCAGUGCCAGGCGUGCGGCAAGAAGGUGCAGUCCAAUUAUAAUCUGCGCCGUCACAUGAUGAUACACACAGGUGAGCGACCCUUUCCGUGUGAUCUAUGCGAACGCCGCUUUCGGGAGUUUAGCGAUUUGAAGAAGCAUCGCCGACGACAUAUAAAUGAUCCGCGCUAUAUAUGCAUGAUCUGUCGCAUUCAUACGCCCAUGGAGCAGGACUCUACGCGCUGUGCGGAGUGCGAGGGCAAGAAUUUGUUGUUGGCUCCGCAGGACUGUGAUCCUCUGGAUGCUGAAAAGGAGCCAAUUGAUGAGACUGAACCAGCGUUGGAGGAACAAGACGAACAGGAGGAGCAGGAGGAGGAGCAGGACACGGAUCAAGAGUUCCUGCCGGAGGACAAUCAUGUCGAAAACGAAGUUGUGUCGUUGCCAAUGCCAACUCUGCCUCCGACAUUGCUUGUCACGCUGGUGCCCGCACCACCACCACUCACGCCAGCCCCACCUGCCCCGCCCGCAAUCACUGUCACUGCCCUAACGCGUCCGUCCCUGCCACGAAGCUGCAGCAGCGCCAACUCCUCAUCCUCGCUAAGCAACGAUGUGGCACCAAAGCGUCUGCCCAGAGUAACGCGCAAUCGUCGCACUUACCCCUGCCCACUGUGCCAGCGACCCUUUGGCACACGCCACAACCUGAAGCGCCACUACAUGAUCCACACCGGUGAGAAGCCGUUCAGCUGCAGCAAGUGCCGCAAGCCCUUCCGCGAGUGCUCCACACUCAAGAAGCAUAUGGUGACCCAUAUGCGCGAUCGCUGGUACAAGUGCCUGCGAUGCCCCGCCAAGUAUCAGGACUAUCUACACUACAUGGAGCACAAGGCAACGCACGGGCUGGACGCGCCAUCGGAGACGGGCGCACGUGGCCGUAGCGGACAGAGAUCACCGGAUAGCGGCGAUGGCGAUAGCUCUUUGGAUGAUUGGCUGGAGUGCUGCGAGUGUCAAGUGCGCUUCACCCAGUUGGAUGCCUAUACGGAGCAUAUGAAGCAACACGACCUGGAGCUGUAUGGCUUGAGUGUCGAUGAUCUGGAUGAAGAGGACCAGGAUGUCGAUGUGGCCUAAUAUAAAUCAAUGAUCUAUAUACAGAUAUACACAUUCCAUUUGUUAAACCUUUUGCAUUCCAACAAAUACUGCACUGAGAAGGCGAGGCAUCAGCCGCUGGAAUAACUCCUUCAAUAAUACUAUUUAUUAACUUCCUGAAUUUGUUAUAUUAGAUGUAAGAUUAUUCUAUUAAAUUAUAAUUUCCAUUACAAGA